AUGUCUGGCGUCGCGGGGAAGAUAUGGGCUCCAACAGCCCUACGCUUCCUCCGACUCGGCGUCACGAACGUCACCAAAGCGACCAAGAUGCUAAGAACCAAACUCGCCAACGCCGCCGCCCGUCCCGCCCAGGGCGAGCUCGCACACAUUCCCAUCCGCACCACGCCGACCGGCCGUCAACCCAUCCAUCCCGCCGCCCUCCUCAGACAGAAGCGUGCCGGACGCUGGUACUCGACAGCGACCCAGAACGUGAACAACACCGUCCGCCGAUGGAUCUCCACCGCUGGAGGCAGCGGCAACGCCGCACGCUUCAACCGAGCUUCUUUCCCGAGCUCAAACACCUCGCGCCGCGUGGGACAGAUGACAGGACGUGCCCCCUUCGCGAGCACCCUCCGACCGAACCUCACCGGCGGCGCCAUCCCGCGUACUCAGGGCGGCUACAGCACUGGCGGUGGAGCCCGCUACUUCUCCCAUACCCCCGCCGCCCCGGCGCAGGUGAUCCACAACGUCUCCGUCGCCAUGCGGGCCUUCUGCCUUUCGGGCAAGAAGGCACGCUACGACGGCCUCAACGCCCGCGGCGAGAUGUGCUACCGUGCCGUCUCGGAGCUCGAGCAGGCUGCCUACGUCAAGAUGAUGGGUGCUGCCCGCAGCAACCCUGGCGCCUUUGUCGAUUUCAAGCUCAACCCCACCAUCACCGCCCUUAGCCCUCUUGCCGCUGCCGCUGCUGCGGGCUUCACCUCCGCCGGCGCCGCUGCCCCCGCUGCCUCUCUCGGCGAGGAGGGCUUCCUCGAUGUCCUCUCUGUUGACUUCGCCCGUGCCGUCAAGGACCUGGCCAUCAUUUUCGCCGACUUGAAGCGAAUUGCAUUGUUGGGUGACUUGCCGGUGACAAUGGAAAAGGGAAGCGUGUUACGAGUGCGAUUCCCUGGCGUCGACGCGGAUACCGUGGAACGACUGUGCGACGAUUAUGGUGUUCAGCGCGGUGUUGUCGGUCAGGACGCUAAUUUCGACGCCGAGACCGGCGUGCCUAUGGCUCUCCGCUUCCCCUUCGCUCCUGACUGCGAGGACGCCAAAACCCUCACAUCUCCUGGUGGUUCUCUCCGCUCGCUUUCCGGUCUGGAUGUGGACUUGGAAGAGGCGUUCAUUGAGAUGGAGGAGGACCCCUGGAUGUCGGACCCUGAGGGCUAUGGAAGCAUGUCACCUACCCCCAAGACGAGUGAGCAUGACGAGUAUGAUGGCUUGGAAGGCAUCUAUCGUUUCUUGGAGGAGUGUGACCGUGCUAAGGGCAGGUACUAG
Colletotrichum siamense is the source of this 1293-nucleotide messenger RNA. RefSeq lists its product as uncharacterized. Gene Ontology annotation, molecular function: proteasome binding. The record is from RefSeq and is a predicted model, not a curated record. The transcript has a single exon. Lineage: Eukaryota; Fungi; Ascomycota; Sordariomycetes; Glomerellales; Glomerellaceae. Gene Ontology annotation, biological process: proteasome assembly. Bases 1 to 1293 code for a protein of 430 amino acids.